Colletotrichum chrysophilum is the source of this 1908-nucleotide messenger RNA. RefSeq lists its product as uncharacterized. The coding region runs from base 1 to 1908 and encodes 635 amino acids. Gene Ontology annotation, cellular component: endoplasmic reticulum membrane. The record is from RefSeq and is a predicted model, not a curated record. Gene Ontology annotation, molecular function: ergosterol O-acyltransferase activity. NCBI's taxonomy places the organism in Eukaryota, Fungi, Ascomycota, Sordariomycetes, Glomerellales, Glomerellaceae. The transcript has 7 exons. Gene Ontology annotation, biological process: ergosterol metabolic process.
AUGGCGGCACGACCGGUGGCCUCACGGGAGUCACCCCGUGCAUUGCGAGACGCAUUACUGGCGGCCAACGGAGGCAGGACAAAUUCCACAACCCCGUCCGAGACCACGAGCGAGGAGGACUACGACGAGCCCAAGCUCACAAGACGUCGCCAUGACAGACCGGCAGCCAAGAACACAUCGUCGCCUCUAAAGAACUCAUCAAACCAUGAGAGGAAGUUGUCUCUGGACGGCUCGACCUUGUCUGAAGCCUCGAGCAUAGACGAGUCCACUGGAGGAGCUGACAGAAAAGACCUGAAGACGUAUGUGUUGUCCGCUGAUGAUCGAGAGCUUCGCGAUGUCAUCAGACGGGGUCUCGAACGGGAAAAGGACCCGAAACGACCACGUCGGCCGGGGAAGUUCAGCGACCUAGUGUUUACUCGCCAAUUCUCUGCCUUUGACCGGCAGAACCAGCAGACGGCAAAUAGCCCUUUCCAUGGGUUCUUCACGCUAUUUUGGCUAGCCGUGGCGCUGUUCGUCGUCAAGAUCGGGGCGGCCAACUGGAGGGCCACCGGCAACCCGUUGGGGACGAACGAGAUUAUGAAGACCAUGUUCCGGCGGGAUGUAAUCGUUCUGUUGGCUUCCGACGGUGUCAUGUGUGGCAUCACCGGCGUAGGCUGGAUUCUGCAACGACUCAUCUUCAGCGGUUAUCUUGACUGGAAUCGGUCUGGCUGGAUCAUACAGAAUGUUUGGCAAUCGAUCUUCAUCGGCAGCGUCGUCGGUCUCACCCUCAUCCGAGAUUGGCCCUGGACACAUACCGUCUUCUUCGUCCUCCACGGCAUCGUCAUGCUCAUGAAGCAGCACUCGUACGCCUUCUACAAUGGUCACCUCUCCACGGUAUACAAGAAGCGAAAGUACCUCCUUUCGAAGUUGAAAAAGCUGGAACAUGUUGCCCCCAUCAACUCGCCUUCCACGACCAGUCCGUCGGCAUCCACCAUAUCCGUUUCCCACCUGGACAAUCCCCCGUCUGCAGCCGAGAUGAAAGGCCGCCGACACUCCGUCACCCACACUCGUGGCUCUGAGACGACGGACGUCGACCGCAUCUCCCACGCUAUCGAAUCCGGCGAGCCCCUCGACGCCGACCAGGUCCGCGUGUUCGAGCGCAUCAUCAAGUGGGAGAUUGACGGGCUCACCGACGAGCUGAGGGGCAAGGCGACGAGCGUCGCGCGGGCGUACCCGAACAACCUGACCCUCGCCAACCAUUACGAGUACAUUGUGUUGCCGACCGUCGUGUACGAGCUCGAGUACCCCCGUUCUGACUCCAUCGACUGGUACUAUGUCGCCGAGAAAACGGCCGCUACCUUUGGCAUUAUUCUCGUCAUGAUCAUGGUGUCUCAGGCUUUCAUCUAUCCCGUCGUGAUGCAGACUGUAGCCAUGAAGGAGACGGGCAUGCCCCUCGCUGAGAGAUUCCGCUACUUCCCCUGGAUGUUAAGCGACCUCAUCUUCCCCUUUAUGAUGGAAUAUAUGAUGGCCUGGUAUCUAAUCUGGGAAACGAUUCUCAACACUCUGGCGGAGCUCACCUACUUCGCCGAUAGGAGCUUCUACGACGCGUGGUGGAACAGCGGUAGCCCGGUGCACAACUUUCUCCUCCGCCACGUCUACCACAGCUCCAUCUCAUCCAUGAAGGUGAACCGCCACACUGCGACGCUCAUCACCUUCUUCCUCUCAGCCUGCGUGCACGAAUUGGUCAUGUGGUGCCUGUUCAAGAAGCUGAGGGGCUACCUCCUUUUUCUGCAAAUGUGCCAGCUACCGCUUGUGCAGCUCAGCAGGACGAGUUGGAUGAGAGGUCGCAAGACACUGGGCAACAUCAUGUUCUGGUUCGGCAUCUUUACCGGUCCCAGUCUGCUCUGCAGCCUGUACCUGAUCUUGUAA